AUGCAAAGCGCUAUCACACGAGCCAUCAACAUGCAAGGUUUUCAUGUGAUGGAGAAAGAGUUUGCUUACUGCUACACGAAACUCAGCGACCUGCCAAACUUUGGUAGAGUGUAUGUUUACGGUGUCGUGCGAUCUGUAACGGAUUCUAAUUUUGGUGGUCAGAUUAUAAAAAUCGAGGAUGAGGACGGCAGUGCUAUCGUUAAAGUGGUAAAAAAGUCUUCAAAGUACUUCUAUGAUCUCCAAGUUGGCAACAUCCUCCGAUUACAUCGGACAGAACUGGCAACUCUUCGUAAGCUCAUCGCACAAAACGAACCUCAAGCAGAGGAUGGGUCGCCUGCGCAGUCAAUACGCGUAGAAGAGUCAUGCGAAGAAAGUUCUUCCAAAAGGGUGACUGACGAGCCUGUUGUUGUUGAACGAACGCCAAGCAAGCGCAAAAGGUCGCGCACCGAUGAAAACAUCACAAAUGCUCGCGACAUCCCCAGGCUUGGCAAACAGUUUUUCAACUGGUAUGCACUGGUCCUUGGUGUUUAUACGGGAAAAGGCGAACCAUUCACAGUAUUCUUGCGAGUUUGGGAUGGAACGAAGCCGAGAUUCCCAGCAUAUCGAAAAAUGUUUCACGCGGAUAAGGACUCUAUUGAUACCGUUCAUUGUGAUAUCUCUCCGAGCCUCUUCGCUGUGAUCGAACCUUUCACUGUUGACGUAUGCUGUUACGGUGAAUGGGCGAGGAAAGCCUUGUCUCUCCGGGUAUGUCACAUCGCUGAGUGCCUAGCAGCGAAGCGAAAAACUGAUUUUUUAGUCUUCUCCUAGCU
Molecule: messenger RNA, 809 nt
Organism: Cylicostephanus goldi
Lineage: Eukaryota; Metazoa; Nematoda; Chromadorea; Rhabditida; Strongylidae
Source: the annotation of a GenBank genome assembly